CUUCUUAAAUGGAAUAACAGGGUGUUUCUUAAAUAUUAUUUCGUUUUCGACAACGACGAACAGGUUAUAUGGCGCACUUAGAAUCUGCAAAUACGGACGUGAAUCUGUAUAACGGUACAUCGAGAAAGCCUCGUAUUCUGCUAGCUGCAAGUGGAAGUGUGGCUGCAAUAAAAUUUGCUAAUCUUUGCCAUUGUUUCUCGGAAUGGGCAGAAGUGAAAGCAGUUGCCACAAAGGCGUCACUUCAUUUUGUCGACAGAGCCUCACUUCCGAAAGACGUAACUCUUUAUACAGACGAGGAUGAAUGGUCCACUUGGAAGAAAAUCGGCGAUGGUGUGCUACACAUUGAGCUAAGACGAUGGGCCGAUAUUAUGGUCAUUGCACCCUUAUCAGCUAACACACUCGGCAAGAUUGCGGGUGGAUUGUGCGACAACUUGUUGAGCUGCAUUAUCCGAGCAUGGGACUACACUAAACCUAUGUUUGUGGCACCGGCAAUGAAUACACUAAUGUGGAACAAUCCAUUUACGGAGCGGCAUUUAAUGGCGAUUGAUGACCUUGGAAUCUCUCUUAUCCCACCCGUUAAAAAGAGGUUGGCGUGUGGAGAUUACGGAAACGGGGCAAUGGCCGAGCCUUCACUUAUAUAUUCCACCGUAAGACUUUUCUUCGAGACUCGAGAAAAAUCGAACGGUGGCAAUAUUUAGUGAUGGUGAUUAAUUUAUUGCAACUUGCCCCUCUUUGUGGUUUAGAUGGUGUGUAUCGUGUUUUCAAACGGUGUUUAGGUGUCGAAGGAAGAAUUUGUGUAAAUUUUAAUCUAUUUAUGUUUUCUAAUUGUGAAAUGAAUACUUUGUUGUAAGAAUUUGUGUGUGUGUAUGUGUGUGUGUAUACAUACAUGUAUGUAUACGCAUAUACUUAGUAGUGCAUUUUUAUUCAAUGAACUUAAAAAAUGUUUGAGUUA
Messenger RNA from Erythranthe guttata (spotted monkey flower), 952 nucleotides. The record is from RefSeq and is a predicted model, not a curated record. Lineage: Eukaryota; Viridiplantae; Streptophyta; Magnoliopsida; Lamiales; Phrymaceae.